AACUAUCAGUUGGUAUUUAACCCUACAACAAUGUCAUGGGUUAGUGCUGCCACCUGGUGUGAAGUAAAGGGUGGAGAUCUUGUUAGUUUGGAUUCACAGGCAGCCAUUUUAAUGGUAGAAUGGUAUAAGGACAACGACUGGAGUGCUCAAUGGACAAGCCAUGCAUGGACCGGACUUUACUCUGUGGAUCUUAAUACGGGUUACUGGCAGGGGACAUGCAGCGCCUUAGCCUACUCAUACUGGGCACCUGCUCAGACAUAUAGUUUCAGUUCACCAUGUACAUACAUGGCGAGUAGUGAUCUUCGUUGGUAUUAUGAUGAUUGCACGAGUCAACAUCAUGUGGUUUGUCAAGUUCCAAACGGUAAUUGUAAUUUUGAUGACCAAAACAUGGAAGUCGACAAAUCCUUUAAUCAUCUGGAUGCCGUAUCUCUCCCUACCUUAGACGAUUGUAAAAAUAGAUGUGAUGAUUAUGAAGAUGGGUCUAAUCAAUGUUGGGUCAUAAAAUACCAUGCUGCAUCUAAUGAUUGUUGGCUGUACGUUUCUUCUAACCCACGACAGUACUUAUCUAACAAGGCAAACAUUGACACCUAG
This is a messenger RNA of Mytilus trossulus (common blue mussel), 591 nucleotides long. RefSeq lists its product as uncharacterized. The record is from RefSeq and is a predicted model, not a curated record. The coding region runs from base 31 to 591 and encodes 186 amino acids. Lineage: Eukaryota; Metazoa; Mollusca; Bivalvia; Mytilida; Mytilidae. The transcript is spliced from 4 exons.